Ceratitis capitata (Mediterranean fruit fly) is the source of this 3503-nucleotide messenger RNA. It is a transcript of the gene sca, whose product is annotated as protein scabrous. Bases 735 to 3503 code for a protein of 922 amino acids. The transcript is spliced from 4 exons. The record is from RefSeq and is a predicted model, not a curated record. Lineage: Eukaryota; Metazoa; Arthropoda; Insecta; Diptera; Tephritidae.
GCGAAACAAAGUGUUGAGCCAAACGGAAAAUUUGUAUAAAACGAUAAGAACGUAGAAAAUGUUGAGAUUAAAUACAUGAGUAGUAUAUGCAGUGUUACAGCAAAAACAAAAAAGGGAAAGUGUGUGCGUACGACCGAGAGUCGGUCAAAUGUGCUUUUCUUUACGGAAAGUUCGUACGAAAAGUCAAAGUCGAACAAAUACAAUAACAAGUGGAUACCAAAAUACAAUAAAUAAAUAAAUAUAAAUAAUUCAAACGUUAAGUUGACAGUGCAAAGUGUGACGUUGAGAGUUAUUAUCACUUGAGUGUGAAAGGAUAUCUCUGGUGUUCGUGUGCAAGCAAUGGAAAAUAGCAAUUAAUUGCGAAAAGGUGGAAAGAAAUUGAAAUUGAGAAAAAUUAAAAAAUUAUAAAUAUUUUACCAGCAUACUUUUGCGCGAAUAUUUAUAUAAAUUUGUGUGAGAAGUGUUUCCAUGUGUCAAGUACAGACUUUGAACGACCAGCCUUUAACGCCCGUUGCUUAGUUAGCCGUUCAUUUAUAUGUCGUUUCGCUUUCUAUUGUGCGAUUUUAACGGGUUUAACGUGAAGUGUGCACAAGACACGGCAAGAAAGUGGUGAGAAACAAAAUAAAAGAAUAAUAGAAGUGAGAAGGAAUUAUAAUUUUUAAAACCUCGCGAGUUUCGUAAAACUAAACUUACACUAUAUAGUAAAAAUACCCAAAGAAAGCGUUACCAAGGCAAUGGCAAAAAUAACAACAAUGCAACAACUAUCGUGCGCGUCGCUUUUCCGCCGCUCAGGCGCAUUCGUGUCGUUAAUUGGCAUAAUCCUUGUUGCAUGCGCCACGCAAUUGCCCAACACAGCGGCAAGUGCAGUGCACAGCUCACAGCAGCAACAACAACUACAACAAAAGCCACAAACCAACGUGCGGCAACAACAACCACAUUUUGACAACAUGUUGCGUGAUGCCGCCUAUAAUAAAAACACCCCAAAUCUACAAGUCCUCAGCGAUGAUGAUGUUGCCGCCGUUGACGAGCUCGAUGCCGACAAUUAUGUUGGUGAUGAUUUUUCUAACGACUUCGCUGCCGCUUCGGAGCGUUACGCCAGCUCAGAUGAGUCCUCCAGUGUAGAGCUCUUACGUUUUGUGGACGAGCGUGAUGAUGCAAUGUUGAUACAUGCAACAACCACUGCGGUGCCAGUGGUUGCCACCACUAUCACAACAACAAAAACACCUAGUAUGGCAACAACUACUAAACCAGCCACUACUGAUAAUACGCUACCACUCGCCGAACAGGUACAAUUGCUUUCCAAACAGUUGGACGCGUUGAUGAUGCGCCGUCGCGAGGAUUAUGAGCUGCUCGAACAUAAUUUACGCAAAUCAUUAAGCAUCGGAGUGACAGCAAAUAAUGCGAAUUCGGUGGCCGUUGGCGAUGCGGAUGUACGGACCGAAGUGCAGGAUUUGCGCCGUGAAGUCGCUGCAUUGCGUGAUGGUCACCUCAGUGGCAACAAGGAACGUCUUACCGUUGAAUGGCUACAACAAUCGAUCGCCGAGAUACGCAAACAACUCGUGGAAUUGCAAGAACUCGCCAGCGAGGCGAGCAAAAGCAUUAGCCAUCGCACCCAAAGUUACGAGGACUUGGCUACAGUACGCAAUGACUUCACACAACUCAAAUUGGAGGUGGCCGCAUUGAAGGAACGUCAGCAGCAGAGCGAAGUAUUCAUACAAGAGUUGCGUGAGGAGGCGCUACAGCAGGAGGAAGACUAUAAACACUUGCUCUUGCGCACCGCACACUCUUCCUCAACGCCGACAUUAAAAGCGACGACCGUUGUCAAAUCUGAAUUAGUAUCUGGGGAGCAAGUGAAACAAAAACCAGCCGAGGAGCAGAAGCAGCAGUCGAGUGAAAUUGAUGCUGAAAAUAAUGAGCUAAUCACCGACCCUAUGGCCGCCGAUCACAAACGCCGUCACUGCCGCUUCCAACGUCAGCAAAUCCAUGAACUUCAACUCGCCCAACAUGCACUCAAAUCCCAAUUGAACGAACUCAAGUAUCAUCGUAUUGGCGAACGUGUACGAGGCUUAGAAAUCGAACAGCAUCGUAUGGCCGAUGCCAAUUUCAAUUUGAGUCGACAAAUUGCCUCACUCGAUAAAUUGCACACUUCAAUGCUAGAGCUGCUCGAAGAUGUCGAGAGUUUGCAAACGAAAAUGGACAAAAACCUACCGGAAUUGAGGCAUGAAAUAUCCAAAUUAGAAUUCACCAACGCCCAACUUACCGCCGAGCAGAGUCUGGUGCGUGAGGAGGGUAAAAAUGUGGCGCGUUCCGUACAAGCGAUGGCAGUGAGUGUGAGCACGUUGCAGGAUGAGCGCGAUGCUAAUAAACAAACGCAGGCAUUGGUUGCACAGUUGCAGGGCAAAUUGGAUCGCCUGGAGAGUGUGUCACAGGAUAUGCAACGUGCGGUGAUGCAGCAACAGAAACAGCAUAGUGUGGAACACAAGCUACACCAUGCUCACCAGAAACAUGCCCAUCACAAUCACCAACAUCGUAAUGACAACAACAGCAACAACAACAGCAUAACAAAUCCCACCGAACGGGGUGGCGCCGAAUCGCUUGUCGCAAAGUUGGAAAACGUUGAAGAACAAUACGAGUCCAUUAUACAUAAUCUCCCACAGGAUUGCAGCGAAGUGCCGAGUGGCAGUGGGGCAAGUCUCUUUAUGAUUUCACCAGCCGGCCAACAGCGACCGCGUAUGGUACAAUGUACGGCCGACGGUUGGACCACAGUGCAGCGUCGUUAUGAUGGUAGUGCCGAUUUCAAUCGUUCCUGGGCUGAUUACGCAGCCGGUUUCGGGCAACCAGCUGGCGAAUUUUGGAUUGGCAAUGAACAGCUGCACCAUCUUACACGCAACAAUUGCACACAAUUACGCGUACUGAUGCAGGAUAUCUAUGAUAACGUUUGGUUGGCUCAAUACGAUCAUUUCUAUAUUUCUUCACGAGCCGAUGGCUAUCGUCUCAAUACCGCCGGCUACAGCGGCAAUGCCUCCGAUGCGCUCGACUACCAGCAGGGCAUGCAAUUCUCGGCUAUCGAUGUCGAUCGUGACAUCUCACAGACGCACUGUGCCGCCAACUAUGAGGGUGGCUGGUGGUUUUCACAUUGUCAACACGCUAAUCUGAAUGGUCGCUACAACCUGGGCUUGACUUGGUUCGAUGCGGCGCGCAACGAAUGGAUUGCGGUCAAGUCGAGUCAAAUGUUAAUUAAACGCCAAGCGGCUACUAAAUGCAAUGCCGAAUUGAUGGCCGCUGAAGUGACGCCGCAAUCGUUGUAUCGCACGUCGACGUCAUCAUCGCCAACAGCGCCUGCCGCUGGUCAACUUCAACAACAGCAGCAGCAGCUGAAGGAGGCAGCGACGCGCACGGGGGCAAUGCCGGUAGCGGCGGCGGCUAAAGUGACCAGCGCGACGAAGCGUGCAGUGCGCUCGCCGGCAACGAUAGCGGUUUACGCUUCCGCGGCGCGUCUGUAA